ACCUCAGAACGCUACCUAUUGCUGUUAUUGCCGGGCACCCCAAAACAUUGUAAGGUACAAUCUCGCUACCAUUUAUCUGCCACUAGCAAAUCAACAACCAUGUUAUACAUUGUUCUCGUCACAGUCCUACUUGCGGCUGACAGUGGCGUCGAAUGUACAUCAUGCCCUGAUUGUGAAAACACGUUCAACUCAGCCAAAGACUUAAAAAAUGUGCCAGGUAGUUGCAUGUCUUGGAAGGCCUACCUGACAUGCCUGGAGACUGCUACAGACAACUGCCCCCAGGGCAGUGGCCAGGUGGAGGAGAUCGGUAACUUCUACGAUUUGAUCAGUCAUAAUUGCUCCCUGACUGAUGCCUGUGUGUGCCAGAAGGGUUACUGGGAAACACAUCUCACAAGUACAGACAAUGCAAACUGCAACGCAGCUAAAACUCGCAUCUCCUGUUUGAGAGGAAAGACGGAACUCGCCUGUGACGACACAACGUCAGUAGCAGGGCUCGCUACAUCAACUGAAACGUUCAUCGGAUCAUUCAGUACCUGCAGCAUAGACGCCGGAUCAGCAUGUGAGUGUGAACUCAACUACGUUAAAGCAGAUGUCAGUUCAGAAAGCAUGUUGUGCACAGAGACCAAGCAAUUCAUCAGUUGUCUGGCAGGGCUUCCUGGGACGGUGUGUAUGACAACAACUGUGGCAGAGGCGGUUGUUGCUGCAGAAACAACAAUCAGUAACAUCCCUGGCAACAUAUGUGCUGUAAAAGAAACAGCAUGUGCGUGUGAGAUAGCCUAUGCCAAGUCCGACAUCGGGGACGACACCAAGAAGUGCUCUGAAACCAAAGUGUUCAUUGGAUGUCUGCGAGGAACAACUGGAACCGGAUGUACUGGGACUGAGAUUGUCCAACUGAUCACGGGAGCCGAGACAAAAUUGACUGGUAUCCCUGACAGUGCAUGUGCGUUAGGCAACACAGCGUGCGGCUGCGAAGUAACAUAUGCGAAAGCUGACGUCACCAGCCCGGCCAGCCUGUGCACCGAGACGAAGGCAUUCAUAGCGUGUCUGGCCGGAAAGAGGGACAGGGGCUGUAACAUGAGCGUAUCUGUGGAAAAGCUGGCCACAGAAGGGGAGACAAUUCUGAAAGGAAUCGGAACUGAGUGUAAUAUAACCGAAACAGCAUGUGCGUGUGAGAUCGCCUAUGCCAAGGCCGACGUCAGUGACGACACCAAACUCUGCACUGAAACAAAGAAGUACAUCGGUUGUUUGAAAGGUAAAACCGGAACUGGAUGUGACGGAAGUUCAUCGAUAAAUAAGAUUGUGACGGUGGCCGAAACAACUCUGGGCAAUAUCACCGGUGGAGUUUGUAGUUUGGCAAAUACUCCAUGUGGCUGUGAGACAGACUUUGCCAAGGCCGACGUCAGCAACAGCGAUAAACUUUGCAAUGAGACCAAGGCAUUUAUCUCCUGUCUCGCGGGAAAAUCUCAGACCGGAUGUGACGGCAUGACAAGUGUUGCUCAGUUGGCAACUUCAGCGCAGGCUGCCCUGGCAACCACUAGCUGUAGUUUCCCGGAUGGAUCAGCAUGUGCGUGUGAACUGAAUUAUACGAAGGCUGAUAUGAGCACCAGCAGUCUGAAAUGCACAGCUCUUCGGGAUUUUCUUGGCUGCCUGAUCGGAACAUCCGGAACCGGAUGUGACGGAAGUACAACCCUGCGCACGCUCGCGUCUAACAUUGACACCAGCAUGACAGCGUUGGGCGACACAGAUUGUCCCAGCAAAUCCAACUGUGCGUGUCAGAUCGCCUACAUCACGGCUGAUAUCAGUGACAACUCCAAGAAAUGCACUGAGGUCAAGAAGCUAACUUCAUGCUUUUUAGCGUCUGUCGCCAAUGGCUGCGGCUCCGCAACGACCCAAACGUACAUCGGCAAAAUUGUAGAGUCGACAUUCACUGACAUUGGUCCAAGCGACUGCCCGGUUACUUCCACAUGCCAAUGUGAGAUCAAUUUCAACAAAGCCGAUAUCAGUGACAGAUCUACCACGUGCAAAUCUCUGAAGGAGCUGUUGCGUUGCCUGGAGGCUGUGACGGAAACAACUGACCCUGUAUGUGACGGCAGCAAGUUGAAGGAGGAUCUCCUCACAGCGUCAAUGUCAUCUCACUUGGACCUCUGCUCAUCAGGUGGCUCGACGGAUUCUUCGAUCCUGAGUUUGCUCCUCCUGACUAUAGCAUCCAAGCUGUUGCUGCCACAGUUGCAUGAGUAGUAAACACACAAAUACUUAGUAGUUUUUUACGUACUUGUUGUUGGAAUGAUUAAGCAGAAUGGGUAUUUUUAUUUAUUUUUUGGGGGGUGGGGGUGGGUGUCUGCAUGUACAUUUAUAACUGAAAACCUUUCCUUGCGGUGAAGGGUACGCACCCCCUGUAAACUCUUGUUUCUCGAGAAUGCUUCGAAUUGUGUGUUAUAUUUAUUGAAUCAGAGGAACAGUCAUGUUUACUGUAUGCAUGUGAAAAGACAAUAGAAAUGUGUUAUUCCUUGUAAACGCACCUCCACACGUUCAUAACUACAGUUUUAGCGGGCACGGGUGACCCAGUAGUUUAAGACGCCAUCAUUCGCUGUAUAAAGUUGCGUCGCUUGGGUCACGCCAGAAACCUAGGAUCGUGGGUUCGAAUCCUGGUUAGCCCCGAUUAUGUUUCUAGGUUUGUCAGCAUCAAACCCCUGGAUUUCCGUGAAGUGGUAAACGUCUGAGACCUGCGUCACUUCGGGCUUUCUUCCAACAUCAAGCAGGCCACGCCGUGAUAUAACUGGAGUACUGUUUAAAGCGGCGUUAAACCCAACACAUCUAUCUCACUCACCUUUCAGUAUUAAAAUGUAAAGACGUCACAAUAUAGAUUGUGUAACGUCUAAGGAUAUAAGUGUGUGUCGGGCGUAACAAUCUUCCCAGCCAAUGACCCUGUAUCCCCGAUGAUCAACUUUGCCCAGGUCGUGUCAAUGUUUGCAGUUGCUGACUUAUGACAUGAUCAAAGAGCACAGACGUUUGGCUAAAACGAGUGAAACAUAUUUGAUUAAACUAUGAGCAGGUUUACGAUCCGACGUGUCUUUACAGCAUGUCUGUUCGUGUCUCCUUGGGAAAUCAGCUCUCGUGUUUAAAUAUUAGAAACAUGCAACCUGAUAACUUUUGCGAUCCGCCUUUGUUUACAUGUUACUCCCCUACGUUGUUAAGGUUACAAGUACAACUAUGUAGGCGUUGAAUUAAGUUUAAUAAAGUUUACAAUGAAUCCUA
Haliotis rufescens (red abalone) is the source of this 3255-nucleotide messenger RNA. RefSeq lists its product as uncharacterized. The coding region runs from base 100 to 2238 and encodes 712 amino acids. The transcript has 22 exons. Lineage: Eukaryota; Metazoa; Mollusca; Gastropoda; Lepetellida; Haliotidae. The record is from RefSeq and is a predicted model, not a curated record.